This is a messenger RNA of Aedes aegypti (yellow fever mosquito), 579 nucleotides long. Its product is annotated as ejaculatory bulb-specific protein 3. The coding region runs from base 39 to 413 and encodes 124 amino acids. The record is from RefSeq and is a predicted model, not a curated record. The transcript has a single exon. Lineage: Eukaryota; Metazoa; Arthropoda; Insecta; Diptera; Culicidae.
GUUCGGUACAUCCUGCAGAACCAUACCUAAGCCUAAUCAUGAAGAUCGUCAUCCUGUUCGCUCUGGUUGUGAUGGUCGUCGCCCAGGACGGUUAUCCCACCAAGUACGACAACAUCGACGUGGAUGAAAUCCUCAACUCGGAUCGUCACUUCAAGAAUUACUUCAACUGCCUGAUGGAUGCCGGACCUUGCACUCCGGAAGGAAACGAGCUGAAGAAGUAUCUGCCAGAUGCCAUCCAAACCGCUUGUGCCAAAUGUACCGACAAACAGCGCCAGAUUACAGCAAAGGUGGCCAAGUUUUUGAUUGAACAACGUCCCGAAGAGUGGAAGGCUCUGCGUACAAAGUACGAUCCCAACAACACCUUCGCCGAGAAGUAUCGCGAUGAGGCAGCCAAGUUUGGAAUCAAGCUGUAAAGCGUGGAUUUUUUGGAUACCCAAUGAUAUACCGACAUGCUUGUGUUUAAAAAUUAAUUUGAUGAAAUUUCAUAUAUUUUGGUUCAUUCUUCAGUUAAAAUAAAAUGCAGAGUAACUAUCACAGUGUAUUCAAUAAACACAGCAUAAUAUGAAAAUGCUAAAUUCA